Tetrahymena thermophila SB210 is the source of this 15441-nucleotide messenger RNA. Its product is annotated as transmembrane protein, putative. NCBI's taxonomy places the organism in Eukaryota, Ciliophora, Oligohymenophorea, Hymenostomatida, Tetrahymenidae. Gene Ontology annotation, biological process: SCF-dependent proteasomal ubiquitin-dependent protein catabolic process. The record is from RefSeq and is a predicted model, not a curated record. Gene Ontology annotation, cellular component: SCF ubiquitin ligase complex. The transcript has 20 exons.
AUGAAUGAACCAAAUAGAAUAUAUGGUCAAAGAAUACCUAGGGUAUCAUACAGUGGCUAUUCCUAAGAAAGAAUAGAGUCAUUUGUAAGAUUAGUUAAAUAAUUUGAGUAUACUCCUGAAUAUAUCAAACCCUAUAGAAAGUUAAUUUUAGAUGGCAACUAAGAUUUUAUCAAAUUCAUAGUCAUAUGCAUUAAUGAUUUGGUUUAAUAUUGCGAUGACUAUGAGCCAUGGUCUUAAUUUAAUUCCCUCAGAAUUCUCAAAUAACUAAUAGAAACUUUCUCAGAGGAAUUUUAAGUUGAAGUAGAGUAGAACUUAUUAGAAUAAUUAUAGAAAGUAGCAUUAAGAAUAAAGUAAAGUAGUUAAGAAAAUGGAAGUCUCUAUUUUAUUAAAGAGAAUUGUGUUCAAAGUAAUGAGUUGAGAUUCUUAGGCUAAUAAUACAAUAUUUUAUUAUUAGAAUGCUUGUAAAUUUGGAGUAUUUGGUUUAAAAAUUCUAAAUAUGAAGCUGUCUAUAAUCAUCUAAAAAAUGCUGGCAUCAAGUUUCCUUAAAAUUAUGUAUAUUUUUCUCCUACAUAGGGAUAAAUGACUCCAGAAUAAGUUUAAAAAGAAAUAUAAAGCGUAAAAUAAAAGUAUGAUCCUCAACCAAAAGAGACAGAAAAAAAAGAUAAAGCAGAUAAAGAAAAGGGAGAUAAAGGUGAAAAAGAUGAAAAAACUGAGGAGAAAUAAGAUAAACAAGAUAAAAAGGACAAGGAAAAAGAUAAAGAAAAAGAGAAAGACAAAGAAAAAAUAGAGAAGGCCAUUUUAAUGAAUACAAUAGCUGAUGAAAAAAAAACAAGCAUAUAAAAAAUAUUUGAUUUUUUGAAUAAGUACUACGAAAAUAAUUUACAUUAUUAUAGUAUUAGAAGUGUCUUAGGAAGAACUGAUCUUGAUUAUUAUGAUUACAAUAAUAUAGAAAGUUAAGUUUCAGCAAAUGAUUAUUAUAAGAAGUAUUUAUUUACCAUUUCAACAUUAAAAUUUGUUGAGCUUGGUUUCACAGAAAAGCCAUAUGCAUUUGUUAUUUAUUGUUACAGGAUUUUUAUGAUAAAAUUUUUAGUAAAUAAUUAAGAUAAAGAUUACUAUAAUUUGUUUGUUGAUUAUCUUUUGAAGACACUAAUAAAUCUUACAGAAUAUUAGUAAAAAUAUUAUAAGGCUUUAAGAGAUUCAUACAAACCUAUAAAAACGUGCUAUAAUACUGAUUAAAAGGCUAUAGUUAAUUACUAUUAGGAACUUAUCAAUCUAAUGAAUAGGUUUAACAAAUUAUACCAAAAUAAUCAAUAUUUUUAGGAAUUUGAAAAUCUAAUCACAAAGUUAAAAGUUAAUAAUUCCAUUUUUUAAUUUAAUGAAUAAACUGAUGAAAUAGAAUAACUUAGAAGUCAAUUACAAGAAAGAUUAGAAAAUAAAAAUAAAGAGUUGUAAAAUAUGCUUUUACAUCCUACAAAUAUGCUGGAUAUAAAAGAGGCAUUUAAAUUAAAGCUAAUAUAGUUGAACUAUAGGAGGAAAAUGCAGAUUUUGUAAAACAAAGUGGUUGCAUUUUAAUAUUUUACAAAAUAAAAACCAAGCAGUUUUAGUGUCACAAACUUUUAAUUGUCUUCUAAAAAGAAGCAUAUAGUCUAUAUUUAGGUUGAUGAUCUCAAUGAAGUUUUUAAAGCUUUAGAAGAGUAAGAAAAACUGAAUUUUCCACUACAUAAUAAAGAACUAAGGUUUUUUCUUUCAAAAGUUUAAAUAAAAUAUGAUUAAAAGUAUGAAAAUCAGGGUAUUUUACUUUCUAGAUUAAGCUUUAAAAAUUGCUCCACUUAGUUAAUCAAUCGUUUUAUUAUGCUGAAUAUCACUUCAAAGGAUAAGACGCCUAAAUCUCUAGAAAUUAUUAAUUGUGCAAUAAAUGACUAUGAGCUCAGAGAUUUAUUAAAACACUUAGAAAUAAUGAAUAACUAAAAUAGAUCAACCGAUUUAUAUCCUAGGUAUGAAAUGAAGCUUAGAGUAGAAGGGUGUAGAAAUCUCUCUUAUUCAUUUUUAGAAAUAUAUAAUCACCAAGUUGAGAAGUGGAAUUAAUUAUAAGAAAGAUAUUAAAGUAAUAAAGAACAGUAUAGAUCAACAGUAAGGGAUACAAAACUUAACCUUAUAAUAAAAAAUUCAGCUAAUUUUAAAGGUGAGGACUUUUUAAAACUAUCCACUUAUGAAUCAAUGAGAGGAGCAACAGGUAUUAAGUUAAAAAAAUUAGAUGGAGAAAACAUAGAAAAGUCUAUGCAUUUUAUGUUGUCAGCUCGUUUUAUUUACACAAAGGAAGAAAUUUAUUAAAAAAGUGCGUACUAUGCUACAAACCUUAAAGGCUUAAGUUUUGAUUCUUCAGUUUGUAGUAACUUUGAAGAUCUCCCAUUAAAUGAAGAAUACUUUAGUAAAUAUUUAAAAAAAAUAAGCUUUAGAUGCAUAUCUUAAAUAAAAUAAUGUAUAAGUUUUUCUAAAAUGGCAAUACAUUCAUUAACUGAAUUAAAGGUUUUAAAAUUUAAAAAUUGUAUUCUAACACCUGACUUUUUCAAGAAUUUGUCAAUGUUAUCGUCCAUAGAUCAAUUGACAAACCUUAAUUUUUAAAAUUCAUAAUUUGAUUCUAAUGAUUUAAACACAUUUAUUAAAACAACUAAUUUGAUAUCACUAUGCGAAUUAAAUUUGAGCUAAACUUCUAUAGAUGAUAAUACAUGCUAUUCAUUAUAUUAUUUUUACUCUAAUAAGUAAGUCCUAAAAUCUCUUGAUAUAUCUAAUAAUUAAACUAAAAAAUUAACACAUAAAGGGAUAAAAUAUUUGACUUACAUACCUAGUUUAUAAAAUUUAAAUAUAUCAAAUUGUUAGCAUGCCGUUGAAGAUACUCUUUCAAUUUAUAUAGUUGACUUAAUAAGGAGGAAAAAUAAGAUAUUAAAAGAUGAAUAUAAAGCAUUGAUAAUACAAUAUAUCUAAAAACUAAAAAAUUAUUUACAAAAUAAAUUUAAAAACCAAGAUGAAAAUAUAGAAUAAUGCAGUAAGGAAGAGUAACAGGCUAUUUAAAUUCUUGAUGAAAUUAAAUAAUUAAAAUUAACUUCUUAACAAAAAAUCAAUUAAAAAGAUUAUGAAGACUAUUUUAACCCAAAUGAUACAAAUAUUUAUCUUCACAUGAUAGAAUUUAGAGUUUAGCAGUACUUAAAAGAAACUCAAUAAGGCAUAACCUUAAUGAAAAAAAAAGAAAAAGACCAUUUUGAAGAGUAUAAGCUGAUAUAUGAUAAGAUCAAAGAGAUGGAAGAUCUAAAAAAUAGUUUUAAUCCCAAGUGUGGAAUAGAUACCAUAGAUUUUUCAGGAAAUAAAAAUAUAACAUCUGUUUUCUUUGAGUAAUUUGCAUCUUAUGACUAUUUAGAAAAAAUCUUCUAUUUGAACCUCUCAAAAACAAGUGUCUGUGGAGAAAUUUUUACUUAUAUCAAUCAAUUUGAUGAUUGCAAAGACUAUAAAGGCUAAACUAUUCAAAGAAAUGUUAAUAUAUAUAAAAAAGGAACUUUGGAUGAGGAAGAAAUAGAAAAUAAUUAAUAAGAAGAAGGAAAAGCUGAUGGUUCUUUAAAAAAUAUAGAUGAAUCAAUGGGUGAAAAUGAAGAUAAUCACGAAGAAAAUGGCGAAGAUGAUGAAGAUGAUGAAGAAGAUAAAAAAUCAAAAGAUGUCGAAAACAAAGAGAAAGAAAUCAAUUUAAAACAAGAAAAUGAAUAGAAAAAUGAUGGUUAAAAUUCACCAAAAUAAAAAAAUUAAGCUAAAGCUGAAGAUUAAAUUAAAAAAUAAGAAGAAAAUAAUUUAUUAAAACCACCAAAUGAUUAAACAAAAUCAAUGUAAAAUGCCAGCUAGUAGUUUGAAAGCGUAAACUAAUAUUUAGAAGUUUUAAUUCUUUCUUAAUGCUAAAAUAUCAAACCAAGUAAAUUUAAAAAUCUUUUUAACACUGUUUUUCAUAGUUUGCAGGAAUUAAACUUAAAUGAUUGCAAUUACUUUGACAUAGAAUUUGAAGAAUUUAUCAAAAAUAAAUCAAAUUGCUUUAAUUUACUUAAAAUUAUUAAUCUUCAACGCUCUAAUAUAACAAACGAAACUAUGUGGAAGUUUCUUUCCGAAGACAAAUCCCUUUGCGAAAUUUAUAUUGAUUUCUCAAAUUUUUCAUAAAAUCCUUACUUCAGUAAAUAAAUAGAAAUAUCUAGCCAGAUUAAUUCUAUGUAGAACCUAAAGGGAAAAAAUUCAAAAUAAAAUAAAAACAAAACGGUAAAAGCAAAAUUAGAAGAAAAUCGUAUUUUACCAUGUUUAUUUGUUUUCUCAGCUGUUGGGUGCAAGCUUUGGGAAGACAAUCACCUCUUGGAAAUCUUAGAGCAAAUUAAGAGCUAAAUAUUUGAUUUUAAUUACUUUUUAGGAUGCUAUCGCCAUCUAAUUACCAAAAAAUUAGUCUAUUAUUUAAUUUAAGACUAUUAAUUAUUAAAAAGAUACUUUCAUUUUAAUAUUACUGGAGCUGCUCUACCAGAUAUUGAUGAAUCCGAAAAAUAUUAAGAAGAAACAUAAUAAUUUUAUAAUGUUUUGCUUAAAGGAUUCAAAAAAUAAAAAAUAGUGAAAAAUAAAAUUUAGAACUCUAGCCUUGAGACUAUUAUUUUAGACAAUACUAGAAUCAAUUACAAGCUCUUUUCAAAAAUUAUCAAAUAUCAUCCUUCAAUCAUUUACAUUUCAUGCUAAAAUACUCCAUGUCUUCAGCCUAUCAGUAUUGCACAUAAAAAAAAAAUAAAUAAUGAAGACGUGCUAAAUAUUGCUCAGUUGAUGUAUUUGGUUAAUUAAAAAAAUAUGUCUUUAACUGAAAGAAAUAUAAAUGAGGUUCUUUCAUAGAUAAGAAAAAUUAAAGAAGAAGAAAAAAAAGUUGGUGAAAAACCAAGGAAGAUUAGAAAGCUUAUACUGAAUGGUAACUAAUAACUUAGCAGUCAAACUAUUGAUAAACUUAUUUUUGAACUCUUUCCCUACUUAAACUCUCUUCACUUGCAAUAUACUAAAGUAGAAUCUAAUACCAUUCUGUAAGUAAUUGAUAAGGGUUCUGGUAUAGAGUAUAUAGGAUUAAAAGGUUGUCUUCACCUCUCAAAGGAGGUUCUUAUUUCUAUUUGCAAAAGCAAAAAUUUAUCUAAACAUUUUAGGUUGGAGUGUGUGCUUGAAAUGAAACAUUUGAUUGAUUAUGAAGUAUUAAUAGCAAUGUCUUAAUCAAGGUAUAUGUCAAACAUUCUCUAUUUAGAUUUAUCUGAUAUUAAGUUACCAAAUAUGGAUGACUGUAUUAUGAGUAUUUGCUUUGUUGCUUAAGAUGUAAGCAUAAAUUUGAGAAUUAUAAAUGUAGAAAAUACACUGAUUAGUGAUAGAGGUUUUUAGAUGAUUUCUGUUUCAUAAAAAUUCAGAAAUCUAGAGAGAAUAUAUUUUAAAGAUUGCCCUUUGAUUACUGAGAGAGGUGUUUCAUUCAUUGUAGAUUCAAAUAAUUUAACAAGAUUUGAUUUAGGACAUUUCUUAUACUAGAAUUCAGGGUUAUUAAAUGGAAGAAUCAUAGAUACUCUCAAAUAUUCAAACAGAAAAAUAUUUUUUAGAGAAAUUAACUUUUAGGAGUCAGUUAUUUCUGAUAAAGAGCUUUAAAAACUAAUGAAUGAGACUUUAACAGAUGAAUUCGCAGUUAAAACGUUUGAUUUUAGGUUUACCCCUAACCUCACUUCAGAGGGUAUCAGGUCUGUUUAUAACAUUUAUUAAAGAACUGUAAGAAAAUUAUAGUAAGGAUAAAAUUAAAAUGAAGAAAUUAGAAAUUCUUAGUUAGAGAUAAUAUUCUUAGACAAUAGAAGGAAUAAAUCUUUAUUUUAUGGUUUACCAAAAUACGAGGAAAUAUUUAACAAAAUGUUAGACAUUUAAUAAAUUUGUAGAGAUCCGAAUGCCUCAUUAUAAUAGUAGAUUUCUACACCUUAGAAUAAUGCUUAAGCUAAAGGCUAGGAUAAAAAUAAAGAUUAAAAGACUACUAAUCAAUAAUAAAAUAAUAAACCUGCAUAAUAAAACUCUAACAAAAAUAAUUAAAUUCCAUAAACAUAUGAAGAAAGUGAAAUUGCUUAGUGGAAAGAAUAUAUUUUAAAAGAUGACCCAUUUGUUUCUUUUACAUUUGAUGAAGAUCUUAAAAAAGAUAAUGUUUUAGUUGAUAUAUUUUUAUACGCUGAAAAUCUAUUUUAUUUCAAGUAUGACUAUUUUAUUAAAAUCCACAAAGAAUUAAUUGAUAACAAUAUAUUAAUGGCUUUUUCUUUAAUAAGAUAUAUCGCCUAAAAAAAAAUAUAUCAAAAAAAUAUUAUUGAGUAAAAUAAUUAAAAUAACAAAGCUUAAGAUGAGGCAGAAGUAAAUUCAUACAAAUAAUCUUUAGACUUCUUUAAAAAUGUCAAGCGUAAAUUAAACUAUAUUGACCUAUCAGAUAAUAAUUCACUUUCAGAAUAGGCUCUUUGUAUAUUCUUUUUAAACUCUUUGAUACUAAGAGAUGUUUAAAUUAUAAAUUUAUCUGGCACAUAAGCUACUGAAAAAGUAAUCGAAGCCAUUAUAGCAAGUAAACAUCUAGCAGGAUUAUAAUUUAUAUAGUUAGAUUAAUGUCCAAAUAUAAAAGAUAUUAAUUUUGUUUUAAACAAAGUUUUGGACUAAAAAGAGAAAAAAGUCAAUUAUUAAUAUGACAUCAGGAAAUUUUUCUUUUAUUAUUUAACAUAAAUUAAUGACGAAACUUUAGCAAGAUAUCUAAAAUAUUUUAUUGAUAAAUAAAUAAAGGUUGAAUGCAUAAAUCUUGAAUCUUCUAAUGUAAAUGGAUUAUUCUUAAAGUAUUAAGGGUGUUUCUAAAAAAUUAGAGUGCUUAAUCUUUCAGACACUUAUUUUCAAUUCCAAUAUCUUAACUCUCUUGCUUCUUAAAAAAACUGCAUCAAAACUAUUUGGGUUGAUAGAACUUAUAUAAUGACAGAUAAGGUUAUUAAGUAGCAAAUAGAAUAAGGAACAUUUACUUUAUUUACAGAUAUUACCAAGCCACAAAAUGAAGCCAAGAAAUUAAGAAUUGAGGAAUUUUUAUACUCUAAAGGAUCAGAGUUAAAUAUCUCACUAAAUAGUUUUUUAAAGACUUCAUUACUGUAUUUCAAAUAGAAGAAUUUGAAUCUAAAUUAUUUCCCUCAAAUUGACCCUAUUUUAUUAGCUGAAAUUCUAUUAAGUACUAAUAUAAGGCAUUUUAGAUAAAUAUGCUUAGAUUUUAAUCUUAAUUGCUAAAUUCCUGCUUUCAAAAAAAUUCUCAAUUUAAUUUAUAUUGCUUGCAAAAACAGUGAGUUGUUUUGUUUUAAAACCGACAAGAUUUCUUUAAAAUAUCAAAUAGAUAUUUAAUAUUUUAUUUAAUAAAAUUACAUAAAGCUUGAAAAUUUAAUUGGUUUGGAAAAAUAAAAAGAAUAUUUAGAUAAGUUUAUUUAUGUAUUUGAAAAAGCUAUAGUUGAUCCUUCUAUAACAACUAAUUUUCCUUUUAUUUUAUAAGAAUCGCUAUCGUUGAUGGAGAAGUACUAUCGUUUUAUUUAAAAUUAACAAAUUGAUCUAGAAGGAGAAGAUAAAAUUAUAAAGCCUCUUCCUAGAAUUUAAAAUUUUUAUUAUAUUUUCUUAUUUCAGUCAUUUUAGUUCACAGAGCUUGAUUUAAGCUCAACUUUUAUUGAAAGAAAAUCCCUUAGACUUCUUUUAAAGCAUUUAAGAAAUGGAAAUAAUUUAUUGAAGCUUAAUCUAAAUCAUCAAAAAUUAGUAUAUGACUAAGAUAUUAUAAAAUAUCUCAUAAAAAAAAAUGAGCUAAAUUAGCGCUCGUUUAAAUACCUAGAAAUAUUGAAAGUAGAAGGUACUAAUGUUACUUAGAGAAGUUUAUGCAGUAUAUUACAAGAAUGUCCUUUUAGCAGCUCUUUUAACAUAUCUGAAUUAAUGGAUUGCUACAUUUAGAACUAAAUAUCUAACAAGUACAAUGCCAUAAAUAACUAGUUAAUAGAAUAUUUGAUAAAUAGUCGCUAUCUUUUAAAUAUUAAAAAUUUAGAUUUAAAAGAAAUACCUAUUACUGACAAUAUUCUUCAAUAAUUGUUUUACAGUAAAUAUGCUGUGAAUAUAGAGAAAAUAUAAGUAAAUUACGAAUAUGUUAGUAAUUCAACUUUUAUUAGUUUGGCAAGCACCAAAAAAUUACCUCUGCUGAAAUCAUUCUUCAUAGAUAACGAUUCAAUAAACUGUAAAACUCACUUGCAUUACUUGUUAAGAGCUAAAAACGUGCAUUUAGAUCUUGAUAUGUCAUAAAUUAUUUUUGAAAACAAUUUCAUGUUCUAAUAGCAAAACUAUGUUAUGAGUAUGAUUGAAAGUAUUUAUAUGCUCAAACAAAAGACGUUGGUUAUGAAAAGUAUUCAAGAAAAUAUUGAAAAUAUUAAUUAAUUAUUGAAACUUUCGCCCUAUUUACAGAAUAUUUAAGUUAUACAGAUAACCAGCUUAGAAGAUAGAGAUUCUUUUUAUCCAAUAUGGGUUAAUUUGGCUAAGACAAACAAAUUACCAAAUCUUGUUGAUUUAAAUAUUUCCAAAGUUAAACUUUAACAUUUAAAAAUACUACUUGUUUAAGAAAAUAAACCAAAAUUGGAUCUAUCCAAAUUAAUUUAUGAAAAUGGAGAUGUGGUUGAUGAGGAAUGCCUUUAAAUUCUUAGCAACUAGCCUAAUCUUCUAAAUAUGGAAAUUCUUGAUCUUUCAUCCUUAAGGAUAAUUUAAAAUAAAAUUAGUAGUUCAAGCUUGUUGGAACUAGCCCUUAGUAGAUAUGUGUGUAAUAUCAAAAAAAUAAUAUUGUAUGAAGAUUAAGAGAAAGUUAAAAGAGCUUCGCUUCCCAAGCUGGAAGAUAAACUGUAAAAAAAGCUUAAUAAGCAUAAAAAGAUUUAUGAAAUUUAUGAGUAAAAUGGAGAGGAAAUGAAUGUUAAUAAAGAAGAAGUAGUUAAUAAUUAAGGAUAAUAUGCUGGUAUUUAUGAGGAUAUGCUUUUAACAAACAACUUUUCUAGUUUAGAAAGUGUUGAAUUUAAAAGAGUUGAAUGCAUUCAUCCUUUAUAUGUGUUAUAUACUGCUCAUAGAGUAAAGAAGAGAUUUUAUUCCCCUAAAUUUAAUCUUGAUGAUUUCUUUGUUCAUUUAGCUAAUCUCUUUUUAGAUGAUACUUUGGAAGAUGAAUAAAUUGAAAAAAAACAAAAAAUAAGGCUAAUAUUUAACUUAUUUUAUGAAGUGGAUAAAUCAUUUUACACAAAAAGGCAUAAGGUGCUAAAACUAGCUCCUUUUUAGGCUUUUACUCCUGGAAAUCUUUACUAAGUUAUAAAUAAAUUAGAAAACGUUGCUUUAAUAGAAGAAAUGAAUGUCAAAUUGACGUAAUCGUCAUAUACCUUUUUGUAUUUUUUGAAAUAUAAUUUUUCCAGAAAUAAGUGUUUUCUCAAUAUCAGAAAAGUAAAUAUUGAUACUGAUUAUUCUUAAACAUACUAUUUUGAAUCUUCAUACUUUAGUAAUACUCUCAAAAGUUUAGAAUAAUCAAUUGUAAGUAAUUUGUUUUAGUUUAGUCCCUUUUUUUAUAAAAUCGUUCUCCCUAUGAGAAGUGACAAUGAUUACAGUAUUGAUAAUAUUUUUGAAUAUUUAAUUUCAUACCCAAAAAUUGUAGGUAGUAUGAAAGAUUUAGUUUUGUACUUAGAAGAAAUAUAGCCUUAAACUAUGAAUCUAUUAUUUUAGUCAGUUAAGGAAUUUAAAUGUAAAUAAUUAGUCCUAAAAAGGCAUUCAAAUAGCUAAGAGUCUAAAGAAGAAAAUCUAAAAACAUAGCAAGAUAUUGUCUUAAAUAAUAUACUUACUAAGAAAUCGAUUAAAAAUGUAAAACGUUUCAAGCCUGUUUAAUAAAUAACAUUUAAAUAAUUUAUUGAACUUAUUAAUAUUGACUUUUUCCAUAGCUCUGUAAAUAUAUUCGAAUUUUACAAAAGUUAUGUUGAAUAAUCUGAAUAAACCAAGCCUAAGUUCUCAGAAGUUUUGUAACUCAAGAAAUUUAAAAAUUAUUAUCAAUUAGAGGAAUUGGUUAUUCCCAAUUUCGAUUUAGAUAACAGUAACAAUAAUAAUGAAUGUGAACUUUCUUAAUUUUAGAUUAUAAAAAUGAGUAAUCUUAAAGAGUUAAAGAUUUUAUAUUCUGUCAGCUAAGCAGAUUUGGAAUAUCUGUGCUAUUAAGUAUGCAGAAUUAAUACCAAGCUUAAAAUCACUUUUAAUUCUAUUUAAGACGAGAUUUUAAUUAGCAUCUUUACUCCUCCUAAACUUGAACAAUAACAAAAACCUUCUACAACAAAAUAAAAUAUUGCAGAAAACGAAGACAAAGAAUAAAAUAUAAACUAUCAAGAAUGUAAGACAUCAUCACUUUAAAUACUUUCUUAUACUUAUGAUUAAAAAGGAUGUGAUUGGACUUACUUUUUAAAAUUGAUUAACUUGCAUCUGAAUCAAUUAGAUGAAUAGAAAAAAAUGGCUGUUUAUGAAAAUAUAAAUUAAAAUAGUUCGAGAUAUUACUUACCUAAGUUACAGUUAACUCCUUAGAUACUUUUCAAUAAAGAAUUAAGUAAACUAACUGCAAGCAAACUAUAUUACCCUAAUAUCUAAAUAACUGAUCCCAAGUACACUUCAUCAAUUCAAUUAUUUAUCAGUAAAUUAGAUUGUAUACAUAAUGUAAAUAUUCAAGGAGAAAAUGACUAUAACUUUUUCCAUUUACUUCCUCUUUUCGAAAAAUGCUACAGUACUUAGCUAUUCGAAGAUAUCUUUGAGCACUCAAGUUCAUAGAUAACCUUUGAAGAUAUAGCUAAAAUUCCUGAUUACAUAUUUAUGAACAUGAAUUAUUUAUGUCUCAAGAAAAACAAGUUUAUCUUGAAUGAAAAAACAAUAGAAAUUAUUUAGUAUUAGAAAAAGAGAUUUUUCUUAGAUGAUGCCGGAGUUUAAAAUAAAAAGAAAAAGAAAAAAUAAUAAAAGAAUGGAAGCGAUGCUGAAGUUGAAUAGUAAUAAAAUUAAGAUAACUUGUCAGAAGAAAAUAAUGAUGAAAAUCAAGCAGAAAAUGAAUUAAAAGAAAAAAUUGAAAGUAGUAGCAGUGAUAGUGACAGCGACAGCAGCUAAAGCUAAGAUGGUAAAGAAAAUGCUGCUGUAAAAGCUGAAAAAGAAGUUGAAGAAGAGGAGGAACAGAGAAUUAACGAUGAAGACUUGAUGGAUCAAAAGAAAUGGUUCACAAAAGAAAGCUUAGCACAGUUCUUAUCGAAAUUUGAAAAGUUAAAGAGGAUCAAUUUUGGUGAUACUUAAAUUGCAGGAGAGCACUUUAAUUCUAUCAGUUUUAAUAAUCUGCAUUACAAACUUGAACAUAUUGAUUUAGAUAAUUGUAAAGUUUAAAAUCCAACUGUAUUCCUUACCAACUUCCUUUAAAGUUGGGAAAAUGACAAAUAAGAUGAUGAGCCAAGACUCCAGCUUCAAAGAUUUAUUUCUUAGAUAUCAUUUACAAAUAAUUAUCCUUCAAAUAUUGAGUUUGUUAAAGAAUUGAUUGAGAGUUAAUAUUUUAAAGAGCAUGUGAAAUAUCUGAAUUUGUUAAAUUUAAUUAAAUUGCAUGAAUAAAAUGGCAAAGAACUUAUGAAAAUUCUUUCUUAGAUCUUAAAAAGAGGAGAUAACAUGUUUUGUAUAACUUCUUUCCUCAUCACUUUGGGUGAUAUUCGUAAUAAGUUAGGUGAUGCAGAAUUUGAUAUGGUAUCAAGAUCUUAUAACUCAAUAUAAUAUCUCUCUCCUUUCUUAUUCAAUAAUGUUUAUUAAGGUUUCAAUCAUAUCAUUUAGCACACCAGUGUUAGUCCUAAAUCUAAAGUAAUGUACUUUUUAAGUACAAACUUCUAAAAAUAUAUUUCCGGAUGUUCUUUUUAUGAAAUUUUAUAUCUUAUUUUUGACGAAGAUGAUUUGAUAAAGAAUGGAAUUAUUUUUGAACGCUUUUAAGAUAUUGUCGAUAAUGAAAUAUAUAAAUUAGAAGAGCUACUUGAAAUAAUUUAGAAAAUUUUAGAUUCUUUUAUAGAUAAUUAGAUAGGAGUAAACAUUUACUUUUUCAAUCAAAUUUAAUACUAUACAAAGUAGCUAGAAGAAACAAUAAGUUCGUAGCUUAGUGAAGAAUUAAAGGCAAAAAUUAAAAUUAUUUCUAAAACUGUUCAUGAAUUAGGUAAUAAAUAUACUGGUAUAGCUACUAUAUAUUAAUAAAUAAUGGAUUUAAAGAAAUCAUAGAAUCAAGAAGGUACUAGCAAAUUAAAAUCUUCAACUAGGAUUAAAACCAAAUAAAAUAGAAUGUCUGUGCUAGCUGGUAGCUAAAAUCUAUCAUUUUUGCAAAAGAGUGCGAACUAGAAUUUAAAAAAUUUAUAAGAAAGAGGUAUCAGUGAAAAAAAAUUGCAAUAACAUGAGCACUAGGUGAUUAUAACAAUUUAAUAUAUAAUAUACAUGUGUUAAAAAAUGAAAAAAACAUUUGACUACAAUGAAUUAUGGGUGCUUUUAGAAUUUGUAGAAACUCUAAAUUUGAGAAAUAAUAGCUUUUUAAAUUUUAAAGGUUUUAACAAUUACAUAAAAAGUCAUAUUUCGCCUUGGUUAGCGAUGAAUUAAGGAAUUUAAAAGUUAAAAGUAACAGAAAAUGCUCACUAAAAAUUGGAUUUAAGUACAAAAAAUAUGAAAAUUUUAGUUUAGCAGAGCAAAUAGGAUCAGGAAGAAGAAAUGAAUGACACAAAAAGAAACAAUUUAGAAAAUUUAAUUGAAUCUGAUAAUGAACUCGAUGAUACCAUUUUUGAUCAUCUCUGCUUAUUUAUCUAAAAAAGGAUGAAAGGACUUCGUUACUUAAAUUUAAGUGGAGUAAAUGUAAGUGAUAUAUUUGCAGAAAAGUUUAGUUUAAUUCUAUCAGACGAAGACCAGCUUAGAAACUUAGUAUACUUAGAUUUAACAAAUAAUAGACGUCUUUCUGCUUUCGGUAUGAAAUAUUUAUAUGCUGCAAUUGUAGAAAGAAUCCAUAAAGGGUUUAGAUUUGAACUAAGUUCAACAUUUGCAGAAGUAUAGAGUUUAAAAACUCGUGUAACAUCACUAGAGAAAAAAAUAGAAAAUUUAGUUGAUAAGAAAGAAGAAACAAAAGAUUUAGAAUAACUCAAGAGUGAAGAAAAUCAACUUAUUAAUCCUAAUAAAGCCUCUAAUAAAUCAAACAAUAAGCAAAUUAAAAAGAAUUAAAAUUAGGCUGAAAAGACAAACUUUGAAAAAGCAGGAAAUACUAAAUAGGAGAAAGAAACAAAGCUAAAUAAUUUAAAAGUUGAAGAAUAAAUUAUAAGCGCUUCUAACGAGGUUUCUUCAACUUUUUAAAAAUUCUUGAGCUAGUCAGUAAGUAAAAAGGAUCGUUCUUUAAAGAAGCUUUUUGAUGAAUAUGAAAGAUUCUAAGAAUAUUUAAAAAAGUGCUCUGAACAAGUAGAUAAAUAUGAGAGUGUUGGUGAAUAGGUUGAUUUGUCAAACUUCUUGAAUAAUGUUACAAACAUUGGUUUGUUUGACUCGAUAAAUAGCUUUGUUUUAAGAAAUUGGAAAACUCAUUAUUAUUUGAUUAUCAUAGUCGGAAUAAUAUUAUUCCCUUUAACUAUUUUCCACUUAAUUUAGGUAUUAACAAUCAGGAUCAAUACCACUAUUAGUACCUAUACUUUUUCACCUGAUUUUUUAUAUAGAUUAUUUAAGAAGAAGGAAUACUAUAUUCUUGUUGAUAAGAAGGUCCCUGAAUCAAUUACCUCUGAAGAUUUCUAUUUUGAUAAAGAUGUGGCUAUUUUAGAUCAAGUUAUAAGCGGAAAGAAUAUCAAUAUAAACGAUUCGGGAUAAAAGGCAAAGCUAAAAAGAAUUGAAUAAUUUUUAGAGAAACCUACGCAAGACAAUUUUUAAAAUAUAAAAAAAGGAACUUAAACAGAAAAAGUAUUUAAUUUGAUUAAACACUUCCACUAUGUGAUCUAUUUUAACAUGAUUGUUUUUUAGAUUUUCUUAUCAGUAAUAUAUCCUUUUAUAAUUGAAAAUAACAAAACUUAAGAUAACUGCUAAACAACUUCAGUUACAUAGGAUAUACCAAUAUAUAUCUACUUAAUUAUAUCUGCUUUUAUUGAGAUUACUUUGCUAAAAAAUUUGGAGUAGAUUAUUGGCUCUUAGUAAAUAUUUACAACAAGUAGCUUAUCUAUUAUUUCUCUUGUCUUUUCAUCAAUAAUGUCUAAAUAUGACAUAUACACAGACGUUUGUUUUGGUAUGCUUAUUACUAAAUGUGACAAGCUAAAGUCAGCAGAUCUUGGAGCUUAUUGCUUAGCAUUAGCUUCAUUAAAUAUAUUAAUUUCUUUAGUUACACAGAGAAAUGCAAUAGUGAGAAUAUGGGAUUUUAGAAAGAAAAAAUCAGGUGAGAUUCAUAAUACUGCAUUUAUAAAUCAAUACACAAAACUUGCCCUAGUUUAGGAAAUGAAUGCAUUUGGAGCUGUUUUAGAUAGAUUCUCAACAACAUCAGUUUAAAAGUCUUUAAUUAAAAUAAAUUUCAUGUAAGGUAUCUUAGUACCUCAAGUAAUCGUUUCUAAAUUUAUCAGAGCAUUCAUAGAAAAUAUUCCUUAAAUUGUAAUUUUGCUGUUAUAUCAGUUCAGGCAAGAAGGUUAAUCUCAAAUAAAGUUUGGAAGUUGGCAAUAUUUAAGAGUAAUAAUAUCGUCGCUGUUGAGUUUAAUUAGUGCAUUAUCACAAGCAUGGCAUGCAAAACCGAGUGUAUUUAAAACAUAUAUGUUCACAGAGUAUUUAAGCUUUAUUUAGAAAGGUUAAAGUGGGUAUAAGAUAAAUGUUACAUAUAAAGACUUUAGUUAAUCUUAUAGUUAUGAGUAAAUAUAUGCAAAAAUUAAGGCUUAUCUUCGUUUAUAUCCUAUAGUUAACUAAUCUAAUUAAGACAAUAAAAAAAAAUUAGUAACCAGUCAAUUACAAAGGUAAUAAAGCUAGAGUUAAGCACAAAAUGAAAGUGCUUCUUAAAUUUAGGAUAAUUUAUCUUAGGAUUAGUCAGUGAAUAUUACUUCUAAUCAUACUUUACGUUCUGUUUAGUAAAGUGAGGCUGUAUCAACCUAAAGGAGGGCCUCAGUUACUUCUUAAAAAAUAAAUAAUGAUGACUAGCUAAGUGAAAAUAGUGGUAUAAUACGUUAAUUUAUAAAGAGAGAGAGAAAGAUAGAAUACAAGUAAGGUUUAAUUUAAUAUUUAGCUACUGAUGGACUAACUCCAGAUGAAUUUUGGAAAUGUAUUGAUUAAUUAGAAGAUUAACAAAUUAAAGAAUAGCAAAUCCAAAAACUUUAGGCUGAGAGCAAGACUAAAAUUCCUUAAAUAAAAUGA